Messenger RNA from Gaeumannomyces tritici R3-111a-1, 1743 nucleotides. RefSeq names its product NAD-dependent histone deacetylase SIR2. Bases 1 to 1743 code for a protein of 580 amino acids. NCBI's taxonomy places the organism in Eukaryota, Fungi, Ascomycota, Sordariomycetes, Magnaporthales, Magnaporthaceae. The record is from RefSeq and is a predicted model, not a curated record. The transcript is spliced from 2 exons. Gene Ontology annotation, molecular function: NAD+ binding.
AUGGCGAGUUCAAUGCGCAUCGAGAAGAGGAAGCCCAAGAAGACGGCGGCGGCUGCACCCAAAGCCAAAGUUGGCAGCGCGGCCGCAGCGGCAGCCGCGCUCUUUGCACAUAACGGCAAGGCCAAGAAGGAGGUGGCCAACGGGAAUGGCAUAAAAGGUGGCGUCGUCGCAAGGGUACAAAGGCCAACCGCGCCGCCCAGGUAUCCGGUCAAGGCCGAGGACGUCAUGGACGACUCGAGCGACGCGGGUGAUAACAUGUACCUGGAGGACGACAUUAAGCACGGCGCCGCCACUCACGACGACCACCUGCUUGCCGAGCUAGAAGAGCGUGGCGACGCUGACAGCAUCUGCGAGGACGUGAUCGGAUCCAGCGUCGAGGACAGGUUCUUCACAGAUAUCCCCGGCUCGUGCACGCCCAUGGACGCCAUGAGGCUCCGCCGCUUGCUGCGCGAGGUCGGCCCGACUGAGUUUGUCAGCCAGACGGUCGAGUCGGGCGUGUACACAGCCAAGAAGCUGUUAACAGCAUUUAGCGUUCGUCCGCCCGAGUUUCUCGAGGGCGCCAUGGACGAGGACUACCUGCCUUUUCUGAGCCUGGCCGUGACGCGAGAGCUGCAGAAGCGCGCAAAGCUGUUCCAAUACAACACGGUCGACGACGCCGUGUCGCUGCUGAAGAGGUCCAAGAACAUCGUCGUUCUGACCGGCGCAGGCAUCUCCACGUCGCUCGGCAUCCCCGACUUCCGGUCCAAGGACAUCGGACUGUACUCGAUGCUGGGAGAUCUCGGGCUGGACGACCCGCAGCAGGUGUUUGAGCUGAGCCUGUUCCACGAGGACCCGUCCAUCUUCUACUCGGUCGCGCGCAAGGUGCUGCCCAACCAUAACCGCUGCUCGCCCACGCACGCCUUCAUCGCGCUGCUGCAGCAGAAGGGCAAGCUGCUGACCAACUACACGCAAAACAUCGAUAAUAUCGAGGAGGUUGCCGGCAUCGACCCAGAGCGCCUGGUUCAGUGCCACGGCUCGUGGUCGACGGCCACGUGCACGCGCUGCGGCCACCGCGUGCCGGGCAAGACGCUCUUCCCCACCGUCGAGGCCGGCGGCAUCCCGCGCUGCCUCAAGUGCGCCCCCAAGGGCCGGCCGGCCUCAAAGGUUCGGCGAAAGCGGCGCUCCGACGACGACGACGACGGUAGCUACGGCCGGCGCACCUCGGGCAGGCGCGGCGUCCGCGACCGCGACAGCGUUUCGGACUCGGACCCGGACACCAACGGCGGCGGCGGCGGCGGCGGCGGCGUCAUGAAGCCCGACAUUACCUUCUUCGGCGAGCAGCUGCCGCGGCGGUUCGGCGAGCGGCUCUUCGGCCACGACCGCGACCUUGUCGACCUGGUCAUCGUCAUCGGCACGUCGCUCAAGGUGAAGCCCGUGUCGGAGCUGGUGCCGGUGCUGCCCGCGCACGUGCCGCAGAUCUACAUCAGCCGCGACGCCGUCAGCCACGCCCACUUCGACAUCGACCUGCUCGGCGACUGCGACGUGGUCGUGGCCGAGCUGUGCCGCCGCGCCGGCUGGGACCUCAACCACGAGAUGGUGCCGCCCGGCGAGGAGGUCGACAUCAGCCUCGAGGAGGGCUACUGGAGCAGGCACCGCUUCCGUGCACUCAACAAGCAGAAGCCGGCCCAGAAAACGCCUGCGCCUGCACCCGCCGCGGCCGCCGCGCCGGCAGGGACCACGCGCCGGACGCGUGCGGCUGCUUGA